Dibothriocephalus latus is the source of this 342-nucleotide messenger RNA. The record is from the annotation of a GenBank genome assembly. NCBI's taxonomy places the organism in Eukaryota, Metazoa, Platyhelminthes, Cestoda, Diphyllobothriidea, Diphyllobothriidae.
ACGGCCGUUGCACUUAAAGGCAAGGAUGGAGUUGUAUUUGCCGUAGAAAAUAUUGUUCUCUCUAAGUUAUAUGAAGCAGGAUGCACUAAACGCAUUUAUAACGUCGAUACCCAUAUAGGAAUGGUAGUCGCAGGUCUUCAGUCUGACGCAAAGGCUCUCGUGGAGAUCGCACGUGAUGAGUGUUCGUCCUAUCGUGAAAAUUUCGGAAGUCCUAUCCCUUUGAAGGCUUAUGAGGGAUGUGCAAUCGGGAAGGCCAAACAGAAUGCGAAGACCGAGUUAGAGCAGUUAAAAUUGAAAGAUAUGACUAUCCAAGAACUGAUCAAAGAGGCAGCAAAAAUGUGA